Molecule: messenger RNA, 1925 nt
Organism: Diprion similis
Lineage: Eukaryota; Metazoa; Arthropoda; Insecta; Hymenoptera; Diprionidae
Product: beta-hexosaminidase subunit alpha-like
Exons: 8
Coding region: 220-1842 (540 amino acids)
Biological process (GO): ganglioside catabolic process; carbohydrate metabolic process; glycosaminoglycan metabolic process
Cellular component (GO): membrane
Molecular function (GO): beta-N-acetylhexosaminidase activity
Source: RefSeq, a predicted model, not a curated record
CAGUUGAGUGAGUCAAGUAUUUUAUUUCAAUCUUUUACGAAAUGUGUUAUUCAAGUAAUUGGCCAAAUGUAAUGAGUAGCGUAUAAUCGUUACAAUCUGCAAAUAAAUUAGAAACCAGAAUAUAAUUGAGCUGUAACAAGAACAUUGAACGGUAUUAGAUAGCUUGACCAUAAUUCAGAUCAAUAUAGGUCAUCUGGGAAAUAAGCGUAAAGAUAAAUAAUGAUGUUUUGGGUAUUACUGGGAAUCUUGUGCGCAUCCACGUUCGUGAAAAGCUCAUAUCGUGUUAAUCCCGGACCAUUGGUGAACGCUACUCGAGGUGAACCAUGGCCUCAACCUUAUCAAACGAUAAAAUACGACGGAUUCCUCGUUCUUCGGCCAUCGGUAUUUCAGUUUGUGGUAACUGGAGAGACCUGCGAUAUUCUCGAAGAUGCGAUUCAACGUUACACAGCCAUCGUGACUUUGGAGGCUAGUGUGGCUUCUAAGGAAGUCAGAUCGGCACCACGGACGCACGCAAGGCACCACCCUUCAUUUGCCGGAAACCUUGUCUCCUUGAACGUCCGUCUAGUAAGCCCUUGCGAGCACAUGCCCCAUCUGAACAUGAACGAAUCCUAUGUCUUGGAUAUACGCAAUGCAACAGAAGCAGGAAGUCUCGAAGCCGAGAGUAUAUGGGGUAUUCUUCGAGGUCUCGAAACGUUUACCCACCUCCUAUCGCGUUCCGGGGAUGGGCCGAAUCUUGCAUUGAAGUGUCAGACCAUAAUUGACAAGCCACUAUUACAACAUCGCGGUCUCCUUCUGGAUACUUCACGUCACUACCUUCCAGUUUCGGACAUACUGCGAACCUUGGAUGCAAUGUCGUACAACAAGAUGAACGUAUUUCAUUGGCAUAUUACUGAUGACCAAAGUUUCCCGUAUCAAAGUACCCGUUUUCCAGAGCUCUCUGCCAAGGGUGCCUACCACCCCACGCUGACAUAUUCGCCGGAGAACGUACAGAAGAUCAUUGAAUAUGCGAGGUACCGGGGUAUCCGAGUGAUACCUGAAUUUGACACACCGGGUCAUACCAGGUCUUGGGGAGAAUCACACCCUGACCUACUCACCCCAUGCUACGACGAUAGCACGGGAGCUCCGGAUGGCACCUUGGGGCCGCUUGACCCAACGGAGUCUAAGCUCUACCCAUUCAUUCGUGAAUUAUUUACCGAGAUCGGCGUCACCUUUCCCGAACGGUACAUUCACCUUGGUGGCGACGAAGUGCCGUUUGAUUGCUGGGCCAGUAAUCCACGCAUUCGUGAGUACAUGCGCCAACAUCACAUGAACGGUAGAUAUGAACAACUAGAGGCAGAGUACAUUCAGAAACUUCUGAAUAUCACUCAGGAUCUCAAUACGACCUCUAUCGUUUGGCAGGAGGUUUUCGAUAACGGUGUUCAUCUUUCGCCGGAAACGGUGGUCCAUGUAUGGACGGGUAAUCAAGAGCGCAAAUUGGCAGCUGUAACCAAGGCGGGAUUUCAUGCGUUGCUAUCAGCAUGCUGGUACCUUGACCGUCUUGCGACUGGUGGGGAUUGGCGCAAAUUUUACGCUUGUGAUCCUCUUCAAUUUCCAAGCACCGUUCAACAACAGGAGUUGGUGAUGGGCGGCGAAGCCUGCAUGUGGGGAGAAGUUGUCGACAGUACGAACGUCCAUCCAAGAAUAUGGCCAAGAGCAAGUGCUACAGCCGAGAGACUGUGGAGCCACGAACGAAACCCUUCUGCGAGUUAUGCAGCUCAACGCCUCGAAGAGCACGCCUGUCGUAUGAAUAGACGCGGCAUACCCGCGCAACCGCCGAAUGGUCCUGGAUUCUGUAUCCAAUGAUGCAUGAAUUAAUUUUCCUUCCAAGUUUGAUUCAUUUAGUCGGGUGAUUGGUACAAGAAAUGAGAUUCCGCAAGCAUAUUGAU